AUGAGCAACAGUGCAGACUCUGACAAAUUGUCCAGUGUAGAUGACCAAGAAAAUCUGGAGCUGGCGGUACCAAAGCAUAGCGACAAUGGUGAACCAGCAGAAGAGGUGAAAUCUGUUCCGAGUACUCCUAAAAGAGGCAUGAAUGUUAACCUAGCAUUGCAGGUAAAAAAUAACAGAUACAGUGCUUCGUUAAGCCCUGGUGUGAACGAAGACUUGCCUAUGCCAGAUAAACUUCUGCAUAAGUUAGCUACCAAAAAGCAUCACAUUCAAGAACUUAAAUCCCAAUUAGCUCAGGCAGAGGCAGAGUUGAAGGAAUUAGAAGAGGCAGUCGUGCGGCAUGUAGGACGCUCGAGAGACACCCCGAAGAGGAGUGAGCAUAAUGAACCUACUCAAGAUUUUAAGACAUUAAUACAGAAGAAGCUUCAGUCGAUAGAUAGCAGUCCCGCUGUGGUCAAAAGUCAGAAGUUUAUAAGCAAUCUUUUCAGCGACAUGAAUUCCGCACAUUCAGCUAAGGCUGAGGAAAGUGCACCUAAGCCAUCUACUGUUGGUAAUAAUAAAGGUGUUUCCGGUUUUUUGAAUAAAAUGAAAACUCGUUUCCAGGAAUUUAGUUUCGAUGGCGAAGAGGAAAAUGAUUUUGAUGAAGGUAGAAAAGAUCUGAACCGGUUCCACUUAAGUGAUAAAUAUGAAUAUGAUUCUGAUGAGGAGAUCCCUAUAGAAGAAGUAGAUCAUAAAUUUGCGUCAGUACCUAAAGAUACAUACAAAAGGCUUGGUUUCAGGAAUUUAUAA
Molecule: messenger RNA, 786 nt
Organism: Eremothecium sinecaudum
Lineage: Eukaryota; Fungi; Ascomycota; Saccharomycetes; Saccharomycetales; Saccharomycetaceae
Gene: ACF4
Product: Acf4p
Exons: 1
Coding region: 1-786 (261 amino acids)
Source: RefSeq, a predicted model, not a curated record